GGGAAUUGAGAUCACAGAAGCAUUGCGACUACAGAUGGAAGUUCAGAAGCGUCUGCAUGAACAGCUUGAGAUUCAAAGAAAUCUGCAGCUGCGUAUAGAAGAACAAGGGCGAUACCUCCAGGAGAUGUUUGAGAAGCAGUGCAAGUCAAUUCCUGGCGUGGACUUGGCUAAAGGCUCAUCAUCCACUGCAGAUGAUGCCUUUGCACAAUUGUCAGAUGCCGUUCAAAGUUCCUCCUGCAAAAAUGAUCCUGGAGUGUCACAGGUUGAUAUUCCUAAAGAGGUUGAUGAGAAGCAGAAAAAGCGGGAAAAAGAAGUUGGAGAUCCUGAGACAAAUAAAACCAGCACACCUGAUUCACCACCUUCAAAGCGCUCUAAAUUGGAUGAAUAAGCCUCCGUAGAUCACAAAACAUUUGGUAGGAUAGUUAUAUUUUGAUGCUUGGAACAUCACAACCUUGAGUAGAACAAAGUUUGGCUCGCGAAGGAGAUAAAAAUACCAUGGUGUUCUUUUCAUGGAAAUACUCCGAUGAUCCUAGGUGUAUCCUCUCAUUUGACAUGGAUCAUAAAGAAAUAUCAACUUUUGAUGUUAGAUUGUCAAUAUGUGUCAUUCUAGAGUUAACGUUGGAAGGAGAACGAGGAACUGUUGGUCCUCCUAAUGUCUAUUUCUUGUUCAGUAAGGUUUGAGGUGCCAAGAUUCUUCCCCCCAUCAUUUGAAAAUGUGUCUGGGUAAUGAGUUGUCUGGUUACAGUGUAUGUAUCUGGAAUGGAAGUAGUUCUUAUUGCUUGGAUUCUCACCAGUUGCAUUAUGUAGUCUUUGUUAAAGA
This is a messenger RNA of Nicotiana tabacum (common tobacco), 820 nucleotides long. The record is from RefSeq and is a predicted model, not a curated record. Lineage: Eukaryota; Viridiplantae; Streptophyta; Magnoliopsida; Solanales; Solanaceae.